AUGCACGUCCACAUCCUCGGCUUCGGCGCCAUUGGCACUCUCGUUGCUCAUCACCUGCGCGCAGCCCUCGACCCAAAACAUGUCAUCUCUAUCAUCCAUCGGUCUCCCGCCGUUUCCCUCAGCGUCGCUGAGGCAGGCGCAUACGCUAGGCUCGAGCAGGAUGGCGUUAUCCUCACCCAACGCAAUUUCCUUCACGAGUCCAGCGAUCCUUUUGAUGACAUCGUCUACAGGAGACUCGAGGUCGAACACCGUCGCCUCAAGGUCAGAGCCUUGCCAGAGGGCGAGCGCAAAGAGCGGCUCUCCAGGGUCGUCAAACCCCAGGAGCCAACGCGCAUUCACUCGCUCAUAGUUGCAACAAAGGCUCCUGUUGCUGUCAAGGGCAUCCGAAUGCUCUUGCCACGUCUCUCGCCAGACAGCACGAUUGUUCUCUUGCACAACGGCAUGGGUGUCUACGAAGAACUCAUGCGCACUACGUUCCGCAACAGCGAGCAGCGCCCCAACAUUGUCGUCUCCGUCAACACGCACGGUGCGUGGCUGAAGAACCCCGCACACGUCGUUCACACUGGCGUCGGCGCCAUCCAGCUCGGCAUCAUGCCUGACGGGCGCGGGCGCGACUUUGAAGCCAGUCUCGAUACAUCCCUACCCAAGGAGGACCAGAAACUCAAUUUGGACGAUAUCACACCGCUCCUGGAUGACACGCAGGCUCCGCGCUACAUCUCGCUGCGCAACACAAUGUCCGCACUCAUGUCUAUGUCCGCACUCAACGUCUCCUGGAAUCCAAUCUACGACAUUCAGCUCGCCAUGCGUCGCAAGCUCGUCGUCAACUCCGUCAUCAACCCUAUUACUGCGCUUCUUUCCUGUAGGAACGGCCAGCUCUUCGAGUCGGUCCCCGCCCGGCGCCUGUGCUAUCAACUUUGCAGGGAAGCGUCUCGGGUCUUCUACGCGCAAUGGCGUGCAGAGCUCAGGGAUCUGGAACCCCCGAACUCAAGAAUGUUCAGCAAGCUGGAGAACCGGUUUCCUCGCGAACUCUCAGCGGGGGGCCUCGUGGAAGAGUGCCAACGCGUGGCGCAGCUCACGCGGAACAACUUCUCGUCAAUGCUCGUCGAUGUUCGCAAAAACCAGAAUACUGAAGUGGCGUAUAUGAACGGGUACAUCGUUCACCUUGCGAAGAAAUACGAUGUCCGCGUGCCCACAAUGCAAGCCCUGCUGGAUCUCGUCUAUUUGCGGACCUCGAUUCCGCUGGACUUGCCCGUUGAUGUUCAGUCCGUGCUAUAG
Molecule: messenger RNA, 1275 nt
Organism: Fibroporia radiculosa
Lineage: Eukaryota; Fungi; Basidiomycota; Agaricomycetes; Polyporales; Fibroporiaceae
Exons: 1
Coding region: 1-1275 (424 amino acids)
Biological process (GO): pantothenate biosynthetic process
Cellular component (GO): mitochondrion; cytoplasm
Molecular function (GO): 2-dehydropantoate 2-reductase activity; NADP binding
Source: RefSeq, a predicted model, not a curated record